GUCAGUGAUGUCAGCAAAUCUAAGGAUGCUGCAGGUUUCAUUUGGCAGUUUAUUACUGGUAGGAUCCUAAAUGCGGAACGAGGGCAUCUGUAUGUCGGACAGCAACAUGCCUACUUUUUUAAAUGCAAGCAUGUAAGAGUCCUUGACUGCUCCUUAAAAUAUGUUCGCAGGAUCCAGACUAUCAGUGCCUUGGACCUCCACAUCCCGGUACUGCAGAUCACCAUUUUCAUUGGGAAAAAAGCCAGUGCCAAAUAUUGACGAUGCUCUUAAUGUAUGCGUCCCCCUCUGUGCAGUGCUGCUAAGCUUACAAAUGAUCUGAUCUGGAAGAAAAACAAUGACAAGCUGAUAAUGGUUUGAAAAGCUCUGCCUCCUAGCAAAAUAAUAAUUGUGGGGGGUUUACAAAGAGAAUGGACAAAUUGCCACCUUCCAUGCGCAAAAGGCUUUAUAGCCUGCCCCAGCAAAUAGGACCCAAAGCGUCCAUCAUGGACGAAGAGGAAGACGGUGACAAGGACACCAGGAGAAAAAGCAUCAAACUGAAACCUCUGCCGUCCCCUUCUACUAGCGGCGUGAAGGGACUAGGAGAAACCAGAGUAGGAGACUCCAUCAUCAUGGAGACUGAGGUGGGUACUAAGCCCACUAAAACCAGUAGCAACGGGGACUGCCGUAGAUUUAGGGGAAGCCUUUCCUCCAUAGCUAGUAGACACCUGCACGACUCCGACUCAGCUGAAGGGAAGAGGCUCAUCACAGAAGGAGAGGCGACCCCCUACGAGGAGGGGAACCUGGCUAGCGGAGUGGGCUCCACUGGGGCUGAAGAGGACUCACAGUCUGGCUCUAAGGGCCAGCAACAACCUCCCUCUGAUCCACAGUCUAGCUACAUCAAGGUGGAAGGGUCAGAGCAAAUCCUGCCCGACGAAGAUCAAAGGGCAGAAGCCGGUUUUAUGCAGCGGCAGUUUGGGGCUAUGCUGCAACCCGGGGUCAAUAAGUUCUCUCUGCGGAUGUUCGGGAGUCAGAAGGCUGUAGAGAGGGAGCAGGAAAGGGUUAAGUCUGCCGGCUUUUGGAUUAUUCAUCCUUACAGCGACUUCAGGUUCUACUGGGACUUAACAAUGCUGCUUCUAAUGGUAGGAAACCUAAUCAUCAUACCUGUUGGGAUCACAUUUUUCAAGGAUGAGAACACCACACCUUGGAUUGUAUUCAAUGUGGUAUCAGACACUUUCUUUCUCAUAGACCUGGUGUUAAAUUUUCGUACAGGUAUUGUUGUAGAGGACAAUACUGAAAUAAUAUUGGACCCACAGAGGAUUAAAAUGAAAUACUUGAAAAGUUGGUUUGUAGUGGAUUUUAUAUCCUCAAUCCCAGUGGACUAUAUCUUUCUUAUUGUUGAAACCAGGAUUGAUUCAGAAGUGUAUAAAACUGCAAGGGCCCUACGCAUUGUUCGCUUUACAAAAAUUCUUAGUCUUCUACGACUGCUAAGGUUAUCCCGAUUAAUUCGUUAUAUUCACCAGUGGGAAGAGAUCUUCCAUAUGACGUAUGAUCUGGCCAGUGCAGUGGUGAGAAUUGUGAACCUUAUUGGCAUGAUGCUGCUGUUGUGUCACUGGGAUGGGUGUUUGCAGUUCCUUGUUCCCAUGUUACAAGAUUUUCCUGAAGAUUGCUGGGUAUCACUAAAUCACAUGGUGAAUGACUCAUGGGGAAAGCAGUACACAUAUGCCCUCUUCAAGGCAAUGAGCCAUAUGUUGUGUAUUGGGUAUGGAAAGCAGGCGCCUGUGGGAAUGUCUGACGUCUGGCUUACCAUGCUGAGCAUGAUUGUUGGAGCAACAUGUUAUGCCAUGUUCAUUGGUCAUGCAACAGCACUUAUUCAGUCACUGGAUUCAUCCCGACGGCAGUAUCAAGAGAAGUACAAGCAAGUGGAGCAAUACAUGUCUUUUCACAAACUGCCAGCAGAUAUGCGCCAGAGGAUCCAUGAUUACUAUGAACAUCGUUACCAAGGCAAGAUGUUUGAUGAAGAAAGCAUCCUUGGAGAGUUAAGUGAGCCACUGAAGGAGGAAAUCAUCAAUUUCAAUUGUCGAAAACUGGUGGCAUCCAUGCCAUUAUUUGCCAAUGCAGACCCAAAUUUUGUAACAUCCAUGUUAACAAAAUUAAGGUUUGAGGUAUUUCAACCAGGAGAUUAUAUCAUUCGAGAGGGUACUGUUGGAAAGAAAAUGUACUUUAUACAGCAUGGAGUUGUUAGUGUACUCACAAAAGGAAACAAGGAAACAAAGCUCUCAGAUGGCUCAUACUUUGGUGAAAUAUGUCUUUUAACCCGUGGAAGAAGAACUGCAAGUGUACGUGCUGACACAUACUGCAGGCUGUACUCCCUCUCUGUGGACAACUUCAAUGAAGUCUUGGAAGAGUACCCCAUGAUGAGAAGAGCCUUUGAAACAGUGGCACUGGACCGGCUGGACAGAAUAGGGAAGAAGAAUUCCAUACUACUUCACAAAGUCCAGCAUGAUUUAAAUUCAGGUGUGUUCAACUAUCAAGAGAAUGAAAUCAUUCAACAAAUUGUUCAGCAUGAUAGGGAGAUGGCACACUGUGCUCACAAUAUCCAGUCACAAAGCACUGCAGUAUCUACUUCAACUCCUGUUAUCUGGACUCCAUUAGUUCAAGCACCUUUACAAGCUGCAGCAGCUACAACAUCAGUGGCAAUUGCACUUACCCAUCACCCUCGGCUUCCAGCAGCCAUAUUUCGUCCCCCUGUGUCUGUACUAGGUUCUCUAGGCCAGCAGAGUAGUCAGACACCAAAGCACUUUAAGAGGCUUCAGUCACUAAUAUCUACUGCUGGUCCUUCAGCAUCUGGAUCGCCAUCUAGUAUACAAUCACAGCAGCAGACACCAGGGACAGAAACAUCCUCUCCAGCUUCCUUCCAUGCCCAGCAAACUAUGUUCUCAUCUGCUUCUCCUAGCUUAAGCCAGCUCCAUCAAAGUGCCAUUGGUUCUCCAUCUACAAGUUCAAGUCAUUAUGCUAGUGCUGUAUCUGCUGGAAUAACCCAGCUUCUACAAUCUUCCUGUGGAACCCCUCCCUCUAAUUUGACUCACGCUCAGCAGCUUACUGGUAGUAUGACAAGCUCUGGGCAGACCCAGUUUCAGUCACCAAUGACUAGUUCACUGUCAUCUCCUUUCAGCCAGCUAACUACUGGUUCAACUAGUACUGCUGUAAAUCAAUUUCAACCAGCUUCACUGAGGCCACUGCAAACAGGAACACUGCAGCCGUUUUCUGGAAAUGGACCUCCUCCAGCUGUAUCUGCCCAGAUUCAGUCUUCUAAUUCACUUUCUAGCUCUCCAUCAUCCAGUUUAAAUCAACUGACACAGAUUACAGGAUCAUCUCCCUUGGCAAUGCAGCAGAGCACGUUGGGGUCCUUCUCUGGUACAGUCACACAGCUACAGCAAGAAAGAACAGGUUUUACUUCCAUGUCAGCUGGAUCUUCUCCGUGUUAUACACCUUCAGGUCCUAGCCCUCCUGUUCAAAGCCCUGUUAUGGGAAGAACCUUCCAAUAUGGUCCAUCAGGAGUAUCAGGUUCCCAAGGAUCUCUACUUUUGCCACAGACAUCUGUCGUUCUUCCGCAAGUUCAGCCUAGAAGUACUCAACCUUUGCCAGUAGGCUGUUUGACACAAGAUAUUAAACUUAUUUCUGCUUCCCAGCCUUCUUUGCCACAAGAAGUGGCUCAGGCCAUAAGCAGAAGUUCACCUCACUCCUCAAGAGAGUCAGUUACUGGUUUCAGCCCAUUUUCCUGUGGGCCUGGACCUCCUAGUAAACAUUAUAGCUUUAUUCCUGGACAUGUGACUGUAGGACGUCAGAUGUCCUCUGGAUCUUUAACACAGCCGCCUAUAUUUGGGGCUACAGCGGCAUCUGCAUCACAUUCACCCUCAUCAUCCACUGCAGCCAGACAAGAUUCUAUAUUAAUCACAGCAGAACGAGAACCAGUGCGAUCUAAACUGCCCUCCAAUUUGUGAGGCUUUAAUCAAACAUUGUUUAUACUGCUUGUGUAAUUCACAACCAGAAAGUCACAAAUUUCUUUUUUUCUUUUUUUUUUUCCAAGGUUAACUGUGAUUUAAAAUAUAAAAGAUAAACAGGUAAUCUUAGAGAUAUAGUUUUCUGGUCACUUGAUUUUAUAGACUAUUUUAAUACUUGGGACAUGAUGAUAGGAAUGAAAAAUAUUUCCUUUGUGAAAAAGAAAAUACAAAAUGAAGCAAAUAUAUCAAUUAUGUAGAACUUGUAAAAGAGCAGCCAUAGGGGCCACCAAAGUGUCUUCAUAUCUGAAGUACAAGCCAGGGGGAUUAUGGUAUAGUGCCCAAAAUGUCAGUGCCCGUCAGAAACUUUAACCACUCUAGUUACCCAUAGCUAAAAGAGAGCCUGGAGCUCCCUGAUUUUUGUCAAUUGUUUUCAUGCAAGCCUUACUGAAUGAAUUAUAGAGCUGAAUUGUGUUUUCUUUUUUUGCAAGCAAUACCUCUUGGUGUAAUGAAGAUAAUGUAUUAUGACAUUAUGAAAUCUAACUUAAAUUAGUGAUUUCAUCUCCACUUGAAUAGUUUUUAUAUUCAGCAGAAAUAAUAUUAUUUAUCAGACCUGAAAAAAAAUGUGACAAGAACAGCAAUUUAUUUUGACACAUUCCUCUAAGUUCCAACGUGAUGCAUAUAAUGUAUUAAGCAGUUGCUAAUUUCUGGUGAACUUUGCUAAAGAAAAGACCAGUCUCAUGCUGCGUUACUUAGAGCUAAAAAUAUGUUUAGUUUGUGUAAAUUAGCCCUCUGCACUGCUAGGCAAUUUAUACAGCAGAUUCAGUUUUAUGCUGAAAACAUGCAACUCAGUAGGAUUUCAUUUGGGAACCAAACACUUGACAAUGAUAUUACUACGAAUGCUUGAGUCUAACAAAUGCUGAUUGAUACUGUAUUUAUGAUCAAUAGAAUGGACAUGACUUGAAUUUGUUGUUUACUUUCUUUUUAAGACAGAGCUGAUUCUUCACAGUUCAUAGCCAAUGUCUUUUUAUUUCCAGGAAAUAUACACAUGCACACACACAGACACAAACAUUGGUUAAUGAAUUACUUUCACAAAUACUAUGAAUUUCAGUCCAUUGAGAAGGAUCAAAAAUAUCAUCUGCACAACAUGAAAGUUGAAUUUUAUUGUUUGCAAUUUUUUUAAGCUACAUUUGUUGCAAAUGAUAUUAUAGCUGUAUUAGCUGAAACAUAUCACCUGACCACUUAUUUUUAACACUUAUACUUAAUAGUUGGGAUAGGUAUAUUUUCAAAAAUAGUUUCUUUUGUAAGAAUAAUAUCCUUGGCAUGUAACUGUGUAGCACAUGCCCCUGAUAAAUAAAAACUGCUGCAGUUGCCUCACUUCCUUAAAAAAUGCAUAUUCUGUUACAUUUUGCCCUUCAUUUAAUUAGAUGAAUGCAGAGAUUACAUGUAGGAUGCCCUGCUUUUGGUACUACUAUCUGGCAAUGUAGAUACUAUCUAUGUCACAAUCAGAAUAUCUAAGCAAUAAAUAAAAACAUAAUUCAUCAAACAUGUUAGUAGAUAAUUCUCUGACUACUUUGGAUUGUUCUAGUUAUACUGUGGCCACAAAUGGUACAAAACUCCUUUUUGUCUUUUCCUAAGAUGUUAAUGAUGCCACUCAAUCCCAAAGCGCACUACAGUUUUUUCUUGCCAGAUGCUCUAAUAGAAUUAACUAGGAUGCCUAUCACUUUAUUUAUUUAUGUAUUUAUUGAGGUUUCCACUUCUGACCAUUGGACAUGUUUAACACUAAUCCAAGUAACUUGUUACAUUGCCCUUUUAAAAAGAGAGCUUAGUUGUUGUUGUGUCUUUUGGCUUAUCCCGGUUAGGGAUCGCCACAGCGGAACUCCGGUCCG
This is a messenger RNA of Protopterus annectens (West African lungfish), 5866 nucleotides long. RefSeq names its product hyperpolarization activated cyclic nucleotide gated potassium channel 4 (gene HCN4). Gene Ontology annotation, molecular function: voltage-gated potassium channel activity. The transcript is spliced from 8 exons. NCBI's taxonomy places the organism in Eukaryota, Metazoa, Chordata, Ceratodontiformes, Protopteridae. Gene Ontology annotation, biological process: transmembrane transport; potassium ion transport. The coding region runs from base 408 to 3980 and encodes 1190 amino acids. Gene Ontology annotation, cellular component: membrane. The record is from RefSeq and is a predicted model, not a curated record.